Molecule: messenger RNA, 1158 nt
Organism: Drosophila ananassae
Lineage: Eukaryota; Metazoa; Arthropoda; Insecta; Diptera; Drosophilidae
Product: lysophospholipase-like protein 1
Exons: 2
Coding region: 226-933 (235 amino acids)
Biological process (GO): protein depalmitoylation
Cellular component (GO): cytoplasm
Molecular function (GO): carboxylic ester hydrolase activity; palmitoyl-(protein) hydrolase activity
Source: RefSeq, a predicted model, not a curated record
ACAUAAAAAGGUUUUGAUUUAACGAUUUCGAUUUUAAAUUAUUAUAUUUAUUCUAUAUUUUAGCACAUAUUAAAAUAAAAAUUAAAUUUACUGACAAGUUUUAUCAAAUUUGAUAAGAAAGUAACUGAAAGAAAGCAAUGUUUUUCAUGUCAUGAAGCCUGGUCACUCUGUUGCCCUUUGAUUAUAUUUUGUCCGAGCAAUAACCUUUCAAAAGUUGAAUUAAACAUGCAACCUGCUCUAAAAACAAUCAACGCCACUGGCAAGCACACUGCUUCUGUGAUAUUCUUCCACGGAUCCGGGGACACCGGCCCGAAUGUGCUGGAAUGGGUGCGCUUUUUGCUUGGCCGGGAUCUGGAGUACCCACACAUAAAGAUCAUCUAUCCUACGGCGCCGCUUCAAAAGUACACACCAUUGGACGGCCAGCUGUCCACAGUUUGGUUUGAUAGAAAAUCUGUCAACAUUGCCGCACAGGAGAGCAAGAAGAGCAUGUCCCGGUGCUACGAAUCGGUGAACAAACUCAUCGAUGAAGAGGUGGCCAACGGAAUUCCUCUAAACCGAAUUAUUGUGGGCGGAUUCUCCAUGGGCGGGGCUUUGGCUUUACACACGGGCUAUCACUUGCGUCCCGAACUGGGCGGCGUGUUCGCCCACUCCUCAUUCCUAAAUCGUGGCUCUGUGGUCUACGAAUCCCUUCAGAACAGUAAAGCCGAAGCUCUGCCAGAACUCAGAAUGUUUCACGGGGAACGGGACACCCUGGUACCACAGGACUGGGGUCAGGAAACAUUUGAGACCCUUAAAAAGUUCGGGGUCAAGGGCACAUUCCAUCCGCUAAGGAACACACUGCAUGAACUGAAAACCGCAUCAUUGACGGAUCUGCAGAAAUGGAUACAGGACAAGCUGCCACCCCUAGAGAACCAAGUGCAAAAUAAACUUUAACUGUGUUUGGCAUAAAACCCGUACAAUUGGCAGCAGCGCAGAGGCAAGCCUUUCCUUCGUUUAUGUUUUUGGACUGAUCCUCUCCGCCGUAGUGGAAACACAAUUCCUCCUGUGCCUCAAUGUCUCGGGCUGCAAAUAUUCCUGCCGAUACAGACUCAAACUUAUUCCAGUAACUGGAGAAAAGCCAUCAAUAAAACCUACCUAAUUUUGGUAUAGGACAGUCUA